AUGUCUGGCCGUUCACGGAGGCUUGCAGGAUGCUUGCUGCCGUGGUUGGCUUGCGCAGGAGUCCCUUUGAGCUUCCUGCACUGGCCGGGGCCAGUGCAACGCAACGGCCGUGAGCUGCGCACUGUUAUGGGGGUGCGCGAGAAGUUGGGCAGUUUAUCCCGAAAAACGAUUGCUCCAAAUACGGCUGAUGUUGACGCCCAGGCGAAAGCCCUGACAUCCAAGAUCAAGGGAGCUGGGUCAGUGGACGUGCUGAUCCGCCUUGUCGAUGAGGAGGUGAACAGCCCUGUCUUCAAUUGUAUCCAUGCAGGAGCGGUUUACCACAGCCUGGCACAGUUUAAGCAGAAGAUGGGUUCUCUGCCUGUAGCCUGCGCUGGGAGCCCUGCUCUCCUCAAGUUGAAUGGUCGCUUGAAGGGCUUCAUAAAGGAAAUCAAGAUCGGGCCCCGGCAGUUUGCCAACGUCUUGUGGGCGGCAGCGUAUUUACUUGAUGCAAUCCCUGGGAUGACCCAGUUGUUUCCUGCCAUUGUUGCUGCGUUUCCAGUUUUGGCACGCAGGAUGAACGCUUUUGAUGUGUCCAACUGCAUGUGGGCAUCAGCUCAGUUAAAGGAUGAGUUGCCGGAUGAUGUUGUGAAGAUCAUCUCACCACUUGCUGCCAAGAUUCCGUAUGUGGCCGAUGACUUGACACCCCAAGAACUGUCCAACUGCUUGUGGGCAACUGCGCAGUUGAAAGACGUGGCACUUGAUGAUGUGGUCAAGAGCAUGCCUGCGCUAGCCGCCAAAAUCCCAGGCAAAGCUGAUAGUAUGAAACCGCAAGAGUUGGCCAACUGCUUUUGGCAGCGGCGCAAUUGAAGGAAGUGGCGCCUGAUGAUGUGGUCGAGAUUGCGCCGGCGCUUGCUGGCAGAAUCCCAGGCAAAGCUGAUGGCAUGAAGCCGCAAGAGUUGGCCAACUGCUUGUGGGCAGCGGCAAAAUUGGAGGAUAUGGCGCCGCAGGCAAUCUUUGAGCUCGUCCCAGCAGCUGCGUCAACAUUCACCGAAUUGCUUCCCAAGUUGAGAGGAAGCGACCUGCGUUUGGCUGUGCCCACAGUCGUUUGGGCUUGCGGAAGGUCAGACCUGCCCUUCCAACCCCUGUUGAAGGCUGUGGCUAGACGCUUUGGAUCGACAACUGUCGACAACCACGCUUUCAUCUCUCAAUGACUGGGGCCUUUGCGCUUUGACCUGGUCCUACCGGACGCUGGACCCGACCAUGCAAUUUCGAGACUUUCAGAAGGCCCUGAGAGCGGAAGUUGCGAAGAGGGGGCUGUCCGGAUCGGAUGUGGAGCGUAGCAAGGAGGGUUACCUUGAAUGGCCUGGACAGGCCCAAAAGCAGGCUGGCUAAACACUGGGAGCAGGCCUGGCAAUGGUGGCUUUUUGCGCAAUCCCAUAAGCCUAUGAGGCGGCCUUUGGCGCUUGUCCAGGUCCUCUAGCCUUGGAGAGCCUCGGGGUUCUGGCAUGUUUCAAGGACCCUCCUCGCACCAUCUUGUGCAGAGUGCUGGGUCUUCAAAGUGCACCACCUGGAUCCGAGUGCAGGAGCCCUUGUUGCUGCCGGUGCCCUAAAACGAGGGCGAGCGCAUCGUUUUAGAGAAGACCUAACAAUAGAUCAGAGACGUAUGGAGGGAACUGAGCACCUCUUACAUAUACUGGUAGCACAUCUUUGGGAAGGGGCACGCGGGCCGCUCACGCUCGAUCCAUUGAGAUCCUCACGAUGGUGGGUGGAGGGGGUG
Molecule: messenger RNA, 1756 nt
Organism: Durusdinium trenchii
Lineage: Eukaryota; Dinophyceae; Suessiales; Symbiodiniaceae
Source: the annotation of a GenBank genome assembly